Molecule: messenger RNA, 1521 nt
Organism: Vanessa atalanta (red admiral)
Lineage: Eukaryota; Metazoa; Arthropoda; Insecta; Lepidoptera; Nymphalidae
Gene: AlkB
Product: nucleic acid dioxygenase ALKBH1
Exons: 4
Coding region: 477-1481 (334 amino acids)
Biological process (GO): oxidative RNA demethylation
Cellular component (GO): cytoplasm; nucleus
Molecular function (GO): ferrous iron binding; oxidative RNA demethylase activity; broad specificity oxidative DNA demethylase activity
Source: RefSeq, a predicted model, not a curated record
AACGUCGACGAAAAUGUUAUCGGAAUUUUGGAAGUAAAAUUAAAGUGGAAAUAAGUAGUUAAGGGCAAAAGUAUUGUAUUAUAAAUAAAUAUAUAUUAGUCAUAACCUCUUAAUUGUGCACAAUAUUUGCUGUGUUGUUAGCAAAUUGCAUGAAAAAUGAAGUUUUGGUUAUCUUUAUUCUUACAUGGAAUAGGCUAUAUAUGUAUUCAUCCUUGAUCCUCAUAUAAAAAAAAAAUCACAAUAUAUCGGUGUAAAUUUUAGUUUGUUUAAAAAGGCGUGUUAUUUCACGACUUAAAAAAACUUUAAUUCUCAUUUCUUAGUGUUGACUGUUGAUAAUUGACAGAGUGACAGUAUGGACUUGACAGGUCAAUCAAUUCACAUGAAUUCAUAAAGUUUAUUUUUAAUACACACUACACAGCCCAAUAUUUAAAUUAUUUUUAAAGAUAUAUUAUACUACGCCUGAAUAAAAUAUUAAUAUGAAAAGAAAUCUGGACAUGAAAUGUGAAGAUAAUUUUAUGAAACGAUUUAAAUAUUACAAAUCAAAUAAGCCAGAACCAUCACUUGAUAAAGUUGUUAGAAUACAAUAUGAUAUCCCAAUUGAGGUUAACAAUAUUUCUAAUGUUAUAGAAGAAGACUCAAGAACUAAAUUAUUAGGUUUAAGAAAUUUCACAGACUGGAAGACAUAUACAUUUACGAAACAUUCAGGUUUAUAUUUAAUAGCAAAUCCAUUUACAAGUUUAGGACAAAGAUACUGGAUCAGAAAAUGUUUAGAAGAUUAUCCUAGGAAGCCAAAUAAAACAAAUAUUGAUAUUGAAAAACAUAUUGAAGAUUGGUGGCAAGAAGUACACAAAAGUGAUGAAUUAGAUAGGAAAAUGCAGAAAAAAUUGAGAUGGACAACAUUAGGGUACCAUCACAACUGGGACACUAAAGUGUACUGUGAAAAAAAUAGGAAUAUCUUUCCUUCAGAAUUAGCCGAGUUAUGUGAUGUUGUAGCCCAAUAUCUGGGCUACACAAAUUUUAAUGCACAAGCUGCUAUUGUUAACUAUUACCAUAUGGGAUCCACACUCUCAGCUCAUACUGACCAUUCAGAAGUGAAUUUAGAAGCACCACUAUUUUCGUUCAGUUUUGGUCAGUCUGCAAUAUUCUUGAUAGGCGGUCAGGAGAAGUCAGAUGAACCAUCAGCUAUUCUUCUCAAUAGUGGUGAUAUACUUAUUAUGUCAAAGGAAGCCAGACUUUGUUAUCAUGCAGUGCCUAAAAUAUUACAAGCAUCAGAUCAACCAUGGAAUAACCAUGAGGAAUUAAUACAAAUUACCGAUAAUGGUAAAACUAAAUAUAUAAAUGAAGAAACAUUAAUUAAAGAAGUAAAUAGAAAUAUUGAUAAUAAAGAGUGGACUCAGUUCAAUAGCUAUGUCGAAGAAUCUAGAAUAAAUGUGAAUGUUAGGCAAGUGUUAAUGGAAAAUCAAGAAAGAUUAGAUAGUUGAUAUGAUAUGAUAUGAUAAUAUACAAAUUUAUUUACAAUUU